ACCCCUAAAAAAGACAGACUGCGUGAGAGAUAAACAGAGUUGGUGUCAGGAUGCCUGCGUACGCCACCAACAUGAGGAUUAAGUUCCCCAUCAUAGCCUUGGUUUUGGAGAUUAUCACAAUCAUCCUAUUUGCAAUAUUUGUGGACUAUGAUGAUGGGGAAAAAGGGACCCACGACCCCCAAAACACCCAAGACCACCAUGACCCCCCCGGCUCCCACAAUAACACUGUGGGGCCUAUGGACCUCUACCCCAUGUUUCAGGAUGUCCACGUCAUGAUUUUCAUCGGCUUCGGGUUCCUGAUGACUUUCCUCAAGAGAUACGGGUUCAGCAGCGUGGGCAUCAACUUGCUCCUGGCUGCCUUCGGCCUGCAGUGGGGCCUCCUCAUGCAGGGACUCUGGCACACAGGCGGGGGCAAGAUUAAAGUCAGCAUUUUGAAAAUAAUCAACGCAGAUUUCAGCACGGCUACAGUCUUGAUUUCAUUCGGUGCUGUUCUGGGUAAAACCAGCCCUGUGCAGCUCCUCAUCAUGACCUUACUAGAGAUCACCAUAUUUUCUAUCAAUGAGCAUCUUGUGGUUGACGUCUUUGCAGCUCAAGAUGUUGGAGCAUCUAUGAUCAUCCAUGCUUAUGGGGCCUACUUUGGCUUGGCAGUGGCUCGAGUACUUUACCGACCAGGUUUAAGAAAUGGACACGAGAAUGAUGGAUCUGUUUAUCACUCCGAUAUGUUUGCUAUGAUUGGAACCAUCUUCUUGUGGAUGUUCUGGCCAAGCUUUAACUCAGCCAUCGCUGAGCCACCUAUGAGCCUCACUCAGCUCACUGCAGUGAUCAACACCUACCUCUCCCUGGCCACCUGUGUGCUCUCUGCCUACGCCAUCUCCAGCCUGGUGGAGCACAAAGGAAAACUGGACAUGGUGCACAUUCAGAAUGCCACCUUGGCUGGUGGUGUUGCAGUGGGAACAUGUGCUGACAUGAACAUCGGGCCAUUUGGAGCCAUGCUGAUUGGACUCAUAGCCGGCAUCGUCUCUACGCUAGGCUUCAAGUACCUAAGUCCUAUUCUGGCAUCCAGCCUGGGUAUCCAGGAUACCUGUGGUGUCCACAAUCUGCAUGGCAUGCCUGGCAUCCUGGGCGGGCUGGCUGGAGUUGUGGCUGUAGCUAUGGGGAAAUCAAAGAAAGGUAGUGCUGCCAUGCAAGUUGCUGCCUUGGGUUCAUCCAUCGGGUUUGCUUUGGUUGGAGGUGCUAUCACAGGUUUAAUAAUGAAGUUGCCUAUCUGGGGACAACCUCCAGACCAGAACUGCUUUGAUGACUCUAUUUACUGGGAGGUUCCUAACGAGGAGGAAGAUAACGAGGAGAGCCUGGCUCAUGCAGAUCAAUCAAAGAACAAAGCAGAUGUUUAAACAUCUGCCCACUUAUAAGGAGUAAAAGAUGAUCAUUUAGCUGCACCACAAGUGCAAAUAGAAAUUGUUCUGCUAUAUUCAUAUGAUUUAAUUAAAAAAAAAGCAGGAUUUGCUUAGACGUGGUGCUUAUUCCAUUUAUUAUUAUUUUCCAUCAUAGUAAAUUUUGAAUUUGUAUCGGAAAGAGCACUUAAAUAUUUACAUAUUAAAGCUAAAAAAUGCAUGAUAAAAUUUAAGAUUUGGUUAAAACUUCAGGGAUUUUUUUUACACUUUACAUGGUUUCGAUUUAUAUUCAACAACAUUUACGAACCACUCCACAGCUUCACUGCUGAAACACUUGUAUAAGCUUUUUUUAAAUUCAUUUUAUAUGAUAUAAAACAUGAAAGUAUGUUUAGUGUAUGAUUACAGUGCCUAUUUUUCUUAUACAUUUCCUUAAACUUUUGAAGCUCAAGCAGGAAAACUAUGCUUUGAUCCACUGCUUCGCAUUACCUCACUGGAGUCUAGUCCACAUGUAAAGGGUCAAGGGUCAGGCUUUAUAGAAACCAGCAGUGUGGCUAUGCUGCAUAAGCCGCAUAGCCUGCAACUAGUAAACCCAUCCAUCCAUUUACUUCUGAUUAACUAUUAAACAUUCCUAGCAUUUUCUAUCUUUCUGAGGGCAGCUGUACAAAAUUUAGCAUUUGAUUGGCUGUCACUCCGGGCGAGCUGGGGUUUGUUUCUCCUUCUCUGGUUUCUAUUUAGAGCAAAUCUAUUCCUACAUGUACAUACAGUUUAGAUAUUGACACGGUCAGUUUUAUCAGAGCUAUAAAAAACUGCAACUGGUACUCAAUAUUUUUUAGAUAUAUUUCAAACAAUUUAAGAGGAAUUUACCUACUGAUAUGUACUGCAAAUAUGGCAACAAAUCUGUAAUCGUAAUAUGCACCAGUUUUGUUUUCUCUAUUGCUGUGAAAUUUGUGCACUGUGUGCUGCUCUUAGUAUAGAUUUAAGCAGCAUUACAGCAAAGUGCCAAAGGACAGGUCAAAACACAGGACUGGGAGCUAGAUAAAACUGACUACACACAGACUUAAUUAAUCAUAUUCUGAUUUUCUCAAGUGAUCUUUGAUGCCAACACUUAAAUGCAUUAGGAUUUUGUAUUUUUAUACAGCUGACAUGGGCUCUUACUUGUAUGAUUUACUAUUACUGUCAUAAUAAACAUGUUUUUGUACAAUA
Messenger RNA from Archocentrus centrarchus (flier cichlid), 2594 nucleotides. RefSeq names its product Rh associated glycoprotein (gene rhag). The record is from RefSeq and is a predicted model, not a curated record. Gene Ontology annotation, molecular function: ammonium channel activity. The transcript has 10 exons. Bases 51 to 1391 code for a protein of 446 amino acids. Lineage: Eukaryota; Metazoa; Chordata; Actinopteri; Cichliformes; Cichlidae. Gene Ontology annotation, biological process: ammonium transmembrane transport; ammonium homeostasis. Gene Ontology annotation, cellular component: plasma membrane.